Molecule: messenger RNA, 264 nt
Organism: Tetrahymena thermophila SB210
Lineage: Eukaryota; Ciliophora; Oligohymenophorea; Hymenostomatida; Tetrahymenidae
Exons: 2
Source: RefSeq, a predicted model, not a curated record
AUGAAAUCUUCAGCUUAAAGAAUAAAAUUGAGAGAGAUAACCACUAAAUAGAUUUCCUUGUUCAAUAAAAGGAUCAUACCAGAUUGUUAAGGUGACAUUUUUAAAAGAACCAAAGAAUAGAUUCUUCAGGAUACUCUAAAGGCUAAAGAAGAAAAGAUUAAAAAGAAAAAUUUCAGUCUUGCUAUGCUUAAAGAAGAACAGAGGAAGGUAGAGUAGAGUUUGGCUAGAUUUGACUAUCUCUAAAAUGAUAUGGGAGAAUAAUGA